GGAAUUCUGUCAAGUGGUGGAAACACAGCGGAGUGUUUGUUGUGAGGAAAACUACGAAAAACCAAUGAAACACUUGCAAAAGUGGUGCAAAAAGUAUUGUGGAAGCUGCAUUGGACAUCUGAGGUGUGAAAAAGUGUGGCAGAGGUGAGCCUUUAGGUGGAAAUAGUGUGAAGAAGCGCCCCGAAAAUUGGACUUGUGCAGCAUAGACGAGUUGUUUUCGUGCGCGAAGAAAGAUGGAUGCGACGUUUUUGUGAAUGAACACACUUUUCACCCAUUUUUCCAAGUGAAUUAGCCAUACUCACGAUCGCCAUCCGUACGCCAAUUGAAGCGUAAAUUGAUAUUAUCACGGCAGUGACGGAAAACUCAUCUCUGGAUAUUUCGGUGGACAAGAAGUGAAAGAGAUCUCGGGAAAGUCAUCUGAAGAAGCAGUGGGAAACCUUCUGGGCAGUCAAUAAUCCGCACAAGUGAUUUGUUACCUCGGCGAAGCCGCAAAAUGCCUCAUAUUCUUGAGGCGCUUUGAGCAAUUUCGCUUCGCGGCCGCCAUCUUUUCUCCUGUCCAUUGCUUGAGAGACUCUUCUUCUUUCUCUGGCAUCUUUCCGGACAUCAAUUCCGUCAAUUUCAUCGGGCGACCUCUUUGUCAGCCAUCGAGCAGUCCUCCAUCUUCUGCGGAUGUUCCGUUCCAGUGAAAUUCGCUUGGAAAACUCGCGUGUGCUUUAGAGACACUUUUCCUGUGGCAAUAGCUCAAAAUUGAUUUCCAAAGUGAAAAAGACUCCUUUGAGUGCUUGAGAGUGACGAAGAGUGGUCAGUUUGUGUGCGGAGAGAGUCAUCAGGAGAAUCUCAUCAAUUUUCCGGACGCUGUUCAGCCAUUCUGUUGAAAAUCAAAUGGGGCUGCAUUGGAGCCUGAGGGAUGACUGAUCGACGACGUUAUUCCGGUGGAGGUGCUGCGGUGAAAAUGGAACAUUUCCAGGCCGCAUUGGACCCCCGAAAGCAGGAAUUACUCGAAGCUCGCUUUCUCGGCGCUCGGAUGUCCGCUGGCACGCAACUGCAGAUGGCACCGCAGACGACAAUAGUGCAGCAACAAGGUGGCCAGACAACAGUACAUAACCAGGACUCAAACAUGAGCACUGGAUCGUCUCACAGUGACAAGGAGCUGGAGUCUGGUGGUGGUGGAGGAAGCGGUGGGGGGACAGUGGCGCCGGACAAGCUGCCCCGGACGCCGUCGGAGAGGAAGCGGAAGCGGAAAGCGGAAUGUGAUAAUGGUGGUGGUCCUGGCGGGGGCGGAGGAGGCGGAGGGAAUGGCGGUGUCACGAGCGGACCGCCGUCGGUGACGAACAGCAAGGGCCCGCGGAUGACUCUGCCGCUGGCGGACAGCAAGAAGAUAAAUGACUACUUCCACAGCAAGCACCCGAGCAGUAGUCCGCACCGGCAGCACACGGGUGCCAAGAGUCCGUCGCCGCAGCACGGGAGCUACCCAAUGUUCCCGCCUAGUCCGCAGCCGCCGCUGACGAGCCUGACCGGAGGUGUCCAGGACAUGUUCAAGAUGCGUCAGGCGCCCGCCUCGACGAUUGUCCCGCCGUCGCCAUUGCAAUCCCUGCCUCAGUGUCCGCCACCGGCGCAGCAAGCCCCCUGUCCACCGCCCACAGUGUCGAAGGCCACACAGACGGAUUGGUCGUCGCAGGACAUCCAGGAGAGGGACUCCGACCUCGAGUCGAGCAAAAUCAAAAUUGACGAGCUGACGCGGCAGUCGGACGAGCACAAGUGCCAGAUAUCGGCACAGCUGAAGGUGAUAGAGCAGCACAAGUCGCACAUCAACAAGUGCAUUGAUGUGGUGAAGAAGUUGCUGAAGGAGAAGAGCAACAUUGAGAAGAAGGAGGCGCGCCAGAAGUGCAUGCAGAACCGCUUGCGAUUGGGCCAAUUUGUGACGCAACGCGUUGGCGCCACGUUCCAGGAGAAUUGGACGGAUGGAUAUGCGUUUCAGGAGUUGGCGCGACGGCAGGAGGAAAUUUCCACGGAGCGCGAAGAGAUUGACAGGCAGAAGAAGAUGCUGACGAAGAAGAGACCAUCGAAUGCCGAGAGUGGACGGAAGAGGAACAACUCGUCCACGUCAUCAGCGAGCAGCAGUGGUGUGAGCUCGGGAAAUAGCUCAGGGAGUGGAUCGUCGGCGUCAUCGACACUGCACAAUGGCAGCGAUGCCACAUUUGUGAAGCCAGAGCCUGUGUCUGGCGGUUAUACACUCCAGGAGUACUAUGAAUGUGAUGAAAUACUGAAGUUAAGGCAGAAUGCCCUCAAGAAGGAGGACGCCGAUCUGCAGCUCGAGAUGGAGAAGUUGGAACGCGAACGGAAUCUGCACAUUCGCGAACUGAAGCGAAUUCACAACGAGGAUCAGUCACGCUUCAACAAUCAUCCGGUGCUCAAUGAUCGGUAUCUACUCCUCAUGCUGCUCGGCAAGGGUGGCUUCUCUGAGGUGCAUAAAGCAUUUGACCUCAAGGAGCAGCGCUAUGUGGCUUGCAAAGUCCACCAACUGAACAAAGACUGGAAAGAAGACAAGAAGGCUAAUUACAUUAAGCAUGCACUGCGAGAAUACAACAUUCAUAAAGCGCUGGAUCAUCCGCGAGUCGUGAAGUUGUACGAUGUGUUCGAAAUAGAUGCCAACUCCUUUUGCACUGUAUUGGAAUACUGUGAUGGUCACGAUUUGGACUUCUAUCUGAAGCAGCACAAAACGAUACCCGAAAGGGAGGCAAGAUCUAUCAUAAUGCAGGUUGUUUCAGCGCUGAAGUAUCUGAAUGAAAUCAAACCUCCAGUCAUUCACUAUGAUUUGAAGCCGGGAAAUAUCCUUCUGACGGAAGGGAAUGUGUGCGGGGAGAUCAAGAUCACCGAUUUUGGAUUGUCAAAAGUCAUGGACGAAGAGAACUACAAUCCUGAUCAUGGCAUGGAUUUGACAUCACAAGGAGCAGGAACGUAUUGGUAUCUGCCUCCGGAGUGCUUUGUCGUUGGCAAGAAUCCACCGAAGAUAUCAUCCAAAGUCGAUGUGUGGAGUGUUGGUGUGAUAUUCUAUCAGUGUCUAUAUGGAAAGAAGCCAUUUGGACAUAAUCAGUCCCAGGCGACCAUUCUCGAGGAGAACACCAUCCUGAAGGCGACUGAAGUUCAAUUCUCGAACAAGCCCACAGUAUCCAAUGAGGCCAAGAGUUUCAUCCGCGGUUGCCUGGCGUACAGGAAAGAGGACAGGAUGGAUGUGUUCGCGCUGGCGAGGCAUGAGUAUCUUCAACCACCGGUGCCAAAGCAUGGCCGGCAGGCCAACCAGGCGGCCAAUCAGGCAGCCAAUCAGCAGCAGCAGCAGCAGUCGGGAUCGGGAUCGCAGGCGUCACAGCAGCCCGGCCAGACGUCGUUCUCCGUAGGCAUGUUUGGCAAUUUAAACCAAUCCAGCUCGUCUUAGUCUGCUUUCGUCGGCAAUCUCAGUGUCUCACAGUGAAAAGCGCGCGCGAGAGUGACAUUUUGUGCCACGUGAAUUGCAGCCAGCAAGAGAGAAGAGAGUGUUGGGAAUGAUGAAGAAGAAAAUUGGGUGGACAAACGAAAUCCGGUUGUGAUAAAAAAAAAGUAAUCUGUAUAGUGUGUGUCUUGAACGCGGGGAUCUUGUGGCUAAAUGUGUGAAGAUGAGAGAGACACAAGGGCGAGAAGGAGAGUGGAUAAGAGAGCCGUGGAAAAGUGUGCUGCAUUGGAUUGUAAAGCAUGUCGCGCUUGCCCCGGAGGAAUGACAAAGGAAAUGAAGAAAGGGAUAUUAAAAGAAUAGAUGAGAAGAGAAAACCGAGAGAAAUGAACAAAUGAUAGACUCUAUAUUUAAAGAAUAAAAAAAACACAAGUUGACGCCAAAUUCUUUUGACUUUAUAUUAAAAUUAAAAGUAAAAAGGAAGUAAUAUUAAAUGACAACAAAAAUUAUCACGUUAAAAUAUAAUGUAAGAAUUUCAUGAGAUGAUAAAUGGUGAAGAAAGUGUGUCUAUAGUGAGGAGUUAAGCUGGGUGACAAGAUUGCAUUCUAACGUGGGUAGACUCUCAACACUAUUACUAUAGUUUUUAUACGAGAGAGAAGGAGAGAGUUGUAAUGGAGCAUCGCGAUGCGUGUAGAAAGAAGAGAUGCAAGUUUCUUAAUAUGAAAGAAAACGCAAUGGCAUAAAAUACAGUUUUAGGGAGGAAAAAGAAAGAGAAUAUUUCUGUGAGCGCAUAGAGACGUUGUUGUUUUAAAUUUCACAGUUAAAAUUUAUUAAUUCUUGUGAAUAAUUUAUUUAUUUCCAAACACACAAUAUUACACUGUGUAAAAUUAUAAUGGUUAAGUAGAAGUAUGUAAUUAUUGUCUCUUAAAAAUGGAAAGUUGAGAGAGAAUCAACUAAAAGGUAAAAUACACACACACACACACACAAAAGAUGCAACAGUAAUUUCAGCAACAACAAAAAAUGGUGAAAAAUGUGAACGUGAAGUAAUAAGGAAAAAUAAUCGAUAUAUAAAAAAAAUUAUAUUACAAUAUAAAUAGGUACAGUUUUUUUCAAUUUAUAGAGAGAGAGAGAGAGAAAGAUGAAAAAAUGGAGAGAAAUUAACAAUGAGAAGAAAAUGAGUAAAAAAAAGAGAGUAUAAAGUAUAUAAAUAAUUAUGUAAUUAAUUGAGAAAGAAAUGAGAGGAAGGAAGAAAAAACAGAAGUAAUAAUGCAAAAAGAGAGAAAUCUAUUUAACGUGAGAGAAACUCUUCGUUUUAGAGCGCGGAAGGUGUGAAAAAGUGGGAAAGAAAAGCAAAAUAUUGAUUGAAUGGCUACAAGUGGAAAAAUGAUUAUGUAUUCGAUUGGUGUGCGAAAGAGAGAAAACUUGUGUAGAUAUUUUUGUGAAAACGAGUGUGAGCGCAUUAGUUUUUAGUGGGGAAAACAAUUCCUAUGAUAUCAAGAUUUUCAUUUUUAGAUACAAAACCAACAAUCACACUUGUUCAAUAGUCCGUGAAUCUGACGAAUGUAAUACAGUGAAGAAUGUUUUUAAGGAUGAAUUGCAUGCUGAUUUCCUAUACAAGACUUUUCCGUAAACUUGCAAGAUGUAUUCCAUGAUUUUCCAUGGUUUUUUUUCGCCUGAAAAUUCAUCCUAUUUCCACAGUUUACUUGCAUUACGGGAAGAAAAUAUCAGAGAGUCGCUUUGAAGGUUAAAAAAUGGGAGUUUUAACUCAAGACUCAUUCGAAUCUUUUGCUCCUUUCUUUUGUAUUUUUCACACACAUUGAUUCAUCCAAUUUUUCGCCACCCUGAAGAAUUAGGUUAAUUGUAAUGAAAAUAAAAAGAAUAAUGGAAACAAAGUGCUGUGCAGAAUUUUGAAGGUGACAAAAAGCAAAAACUAAACAUUUCGGAAAAUUUCAAAAUUAGUCAAAGAAGAAAUUUCUCAAGCGCAGUGACUAAAGCUAAAUAAGAACACGUGAAGUUCCGGACUUUCCAUUGUUUGCUUUUUCGUUGGAAAUUCACGGCACAACGGAAUGUUUAUGAACUUGAAGGCGUCCUUAUUUAAUUUAUAGUCACUGUUUUAUCACAGUUUUGGAAAAAAGAAAAGGGAUGUGAGUGAAAUAUGUUGUUUUCUUUCUCGAGCAUGGACAGCAAUAUUAGAGUCAAGGAACUGCGUGUUGAAAUUCGUGAAACAAAACGUGUCACGAAGAGGCAUUUUUCAAUUCAUUUUAUCAAUGAUUUGCAGAACGAUUUUUUUUCUUUUCUUUUCUAGUUUCUUGCUUUUUUUUCUUUGUUGAAAGGUUUUCGGGGAAAAAGAGUUGCUCAAAGGAAUGCUAACAGAGAUCAAUAGUUUUUUUUCUGUUCGUCAGCCACGAAAAGUUAAAUCACCUUUGAUUUUAGGUCCUUUUUAUUCACAUCUUUUGCUAGUCAUUGAUUUUACUUGUGUCGCUGCUGACGAGUUUCAAAGGUACAUUUUAGAGAUAAAGUGGAAAAAGAAAAAUAUCAGGACUAUUUGAAGAGAAACUAUUAAUUUUUCACUGAAAAACCCGACGAAAAACGCUGUGACCACUUUAAAAACAAUUUGAUUUGAAGCAUUUUUCAAGAAAAAAAAAAUGGAACUUAUUCAUUGUUGUUUCAAUCCAUCUCUCGAGUAUUGGUAGUGAAGAAUUAAAAAAAAAACAGAGAAAAUAGUUGAGAGAAGGAAUAACAACGAAAAAAAGUGAGAGAAACUUAUAAUAUUGAAUAGAGAAAAUUUACUAUUGAAAUAAAAGAUAAUGCUUUUGAUGACGUAAAGUAAAUGAGAAAAACCUUUUAAAUAGGCAUUAAGUAUUUGUAAAAAAGAUGAAUAAA
This is a messenger RNA of Phlebotomus argentipes, 6307 nucleotides long. RefSeq names its product serine/threonine-protein kinase tousled-like 2 (gene Tlk). The record is from RefSeq and is a predicted model, not a curated record. Gene Ontology annotation, biological process: intracellular signal transduction; chromosome segregation; peptidyl-serine phosphorylation. The transcript is spliced from 9 exons. Bases 908 to 3433 code for a protein of 841 amino acids. Lineage: Eukaryota; Metazoa; Arthropoda; Insecta; Diptera; Psychodidae. Gene Ontology annotation, cellular component: nucleus. Gene Ontology annotation, molecular function: protein serine/threonine kinase activity; ATP binding.